This is a messenger RNA of Miscanthus lutarioriparius, 918 nucleotides long. The record is from the annotation of a GenBank genome assembly. NCBI's taxonomy places the organism in Eukaryota, Viridiplantae, Streptophyta, Magnoliopsida, Poales, Poaceae.
AUGACCUCGCAAUCACCACCCCGUCGCCGCCGGCGGCGGCAGCCGUCGACAGCGAAACCGCAGCCGCCCACCGUCACUACCAUUCACUCCCUCGGUGACGACCUCCUCCGCGAGAUCUUCCUCCGCCUCCCCUCACUCCCGAGCCUCGUCCGCGCCGCCCUCACCUGCCGCGGCUUUCUCGCCGCAGUCCGCUCCUCCCCCGCCUUCCGCCGCCGCUUCCGCGCCCUACACCAGCCCCCUCUCCUCGGCUUCUUCUUCGAAUCCAUCGGCGAAGAGAGCCCGGACUCGUUCCGCGUGGUCGCCUCCUGCCACAAGUCGAGGGUGCGCGCUUCUGUCUUCUCAUCGGACACUAGGGAGUGGCAAAUUCUCCCCUGGUCGGAGACCGCCCCAGCACAGCCGUCAGGCAAGAAGCACUGGCUUCUCAGUGGCACGCAGGUGAACGGGAAUCUGUACUGGGCACACGCCGAACAUGCCUACAUUGUGGUCAUGGACACGGCAACGCGGCAAUUCUCCUGUAUCGAUCUGCUGGAGCACUUGAAAGGGCAGGGCUAUCUCUACAAUCUCGGGGGGACCAAGGAUGGGAAGCUCUGCAUCGUGUCCGUAGCUGGAUUUACACUAUACACUUGGUUCCGGAGAGUAGAUGCUAGCGGUGCUGAGGAGUGGAUGCUCCACAAUGUGAUACCGUUGGAAGGAGAGAUUCUUCAGGCUACCGAGAUCCCAGAAGAUGAACUUUGUGAGCACGGGCUCCAAGUGUUCGCAUUUCUUGAUGGCAUUGUGUUUAUGUCGAUAUAUGGAGAAGAUAUUUUGCCUUCUUGGUUCCUUUCCUUCUGCCUGGAAACAAGGAAACUGGAGAAGCUGUUUAAAAGGACAUUUGACCACAUUGUGUAUCCGUACACAUGGGGUGGCCUACCUUUUUGA